This is a messenger RNA of Achroia grisella, 4629 nucleotides long. RefSeq lists its product as uncharacterized. The record is from RefSeq and is a predicted model, not a curated record. Gene Ontology annotation, biological process: DNA integration. The transcript is spliced from 2 exons. Gene Ontology annotation, molecular function: nucleic acid binding. The coding region runs from base 1 to 4629 and encodes 1542 amino acids. NCBI's taxonomy places the organism in Eukaryota, Metazoa, Arthropoda, Insecta, Lepidoptera, Pyralidae.
AUGGCAAAUAUUAAAGCGUAUGCCACAAACUGCGAUCUGAGUUACAAAAACAUGCGAAAUGUGUAUGAACUUGCAGGUAAACUUAGCCAAAAUCCAAACUUAACUUCACAAGAGCAAGUUGGUUUCAUGGUUCGAUUUAAGGAUAUUGAACGGUUUAGGCAACAAUUCGAGGAGGCUUUUGCUAUUCUUAUGUCUAGUACUGAGUCUGUAAGUGACAAAUCUCGUGAGGAGUUGGAAAACAGAUAUUCAACUUUUAUGGAUAUGUUUUAUUCUGUUCAGGUUUUGCAUAGUUCAAUACAAACAAAGAGUAACAAUGCCAGUGGUUUUCAACACUCAUCAUCUAAAUCUGAACCUGCCUUUCAGCUUCCCAAGAUAUCUCUAAAUAGGUACUCAGGUGUGAGCGUAGAGUGGCCAAACUUCAUCUCAAUUUUCAACAGUCUAAUUCAUAAUAAUGAUAGUUUAAGUUCUGUUCAAAAGUUACACUAUUUAUUGAGUGUUUUGGAUAAGGAACCACUCUCUUUGGUAAAGCAUUUAGUAAUAUCUAGUGAAAACUAUCAAGUUGCUUACAAUUUAUUAACAGAACGCUAUGAAAACAAGAGAGUUAUCGCUGAUAAACAUGUAGAAGCAAUUCUUAAUUUGCCAAAUUUAACACAAUUAAAUUUAAAAACUUUAACAAAAUUCUUAUUCACCAUUAAAGAGAGCACUCAAGCUCUUGAUGCCUUAAACAUGAAUACUAAAUCAUGGAGUUCUCUUUUACUUCAUAUAAUUCUUAGAAAAUUGUCACUGGAUUUAAGAAGCAAAUUUGAAUCUCAAGUUGACAUUAAAACUAUACCUACAUUUGAGAAUUUAAUUAAAUUUUUGGAAAAUCAAUUACAUGUUUUAGAAAAUGUUAGUGCUUCUAUACAUAGGGCUUCUACUAGUAGUACAUUAACAGUCAUUGAAUCAAACAAUAAAAAUAAACUUAGUACAAUUAUUUGUCCUUGCUGUCAGGAUAAACAUAGUCUAUAUUACUGUUCUAAAUUUGAUACAAUGACUCCGGAACAAAGAAAAUCCUUUGUUUUUCAACAUAAACUCUGCUUUAAUUGUUUAAGAACUCAUCAUAUUUCAAAAUGCAUUUCACAAAGUGUAUGCAGAGUAUGUCGUGGCCGACACCAUACAAAGCUACACAUCUCAUCCGAUCAACUGAAACCUUACCCAAAAGAUAAUGAAGUUGCUGUGUCGACAGUGGGUUCCAUAGCUCAACUUCAAUCUAUCCAUGGUGUCGAAUGUAAAUCCACUAUGAUUUUGGGUACUGCUAUUGUCAGUGUACGAGAUGUCAAUGGAUAUUACCAUUCAGCUCGUGCUCUCAUCGACAAUGGUUCUCAGGUUUCAAUUGUAACCGAAAAUCUUGCACAACAACUUAGACUGCCACGUUCACCGUCUAGCAGUGUUCUUGGUUUAGGUGCUUCAUCAGCUCAGCAUAGUCGAGGAAUGAUACACUGCAACAUAAAAUCUUUUAUGGAUCCUACCAAGACCAUAUCAACUAAUUGUAUCAUCCUAAAACGCAUAACAGGUAAUCUCCCAUCAGUUAUGGUAAAUAAAUGCAUUUUAGAUAAAUGUAAAAACUUAGUCUUGGCUGAUAACAACUUUUCAAUGCCGGGAAAAAUAGAUGUUCUUUUAGGUGUUGACUGUUUUAAUAAAAUUAUUGAUGGUGAACAACGUAGCCUGGGUGAAGACAUGCCCACUGCGCAUUCAUCCAUCUUAGGUUGGAUCAUCAUGGGCAAGGCUCCCACAGCAUCGCAGCAGACUUGUGGUGUGGUCUCCAUGGCCUGUACCACAGAUAUUAAUUUUAACCUUUCAAGGUUCUGGGAAUCUGAAGAACCUCCCAGUCAACCUAUACAAGAUCCUGAAAACAUUAUUUGUGAAAAACACUUCACUAACACUCACACAAGGGAUAGCACUGGUCGUUUCAUCGUGCGGUUACCUUUCAAAGUGGAUCAUAAACCUUUGGGUGAAACACACACCAACGCCUUAAAGCGAUUUCAUAAUUUGGAGCGUCGCAUGCUUAAGGAUGAGAAGUUGCAUGAACUUUAUGUUGCCUUCAUGAGGGAUUACAUUGAAGCUGGCCAUAUGCGUCAAGUGUCAGGUCCAGUAUCAAGUGACCGAUAUUAUAUUCCCCAUCAUGGUGUGCUACGCGAACACAGUAGUACCACAAAACUUCGUGCUGUAUAUGAUGCAUCAGCCUCUAGCUCUACAGGUGUUUCACUUAAUCAGGUACUUAUGUCCGGUCCCAAACUUCAAAAAAAUAUUGAAGAUAUUAUUUUGCGAUUUCGACUCCACAAAAUUGUCUUCACAUGCGACAUAAAACAAAUGUAUCGACAGGUGCGCAUGCAUGAUGACGACUGCAGAUACCAAACUAUCUUCUGGCGCGCUUCUCCUGCUGAACCCUUGAAGCAGUACGAGUUAACUACCGUAACAUACGGCGUCACGAGCUCUGCUUAUCAAGCUAUUCGCGUCAUUCACGAGUUAGCUCAUUUAAAUACUAGCCAAUAUGCUGAGGCUUGUAGGGUGUUGCUAGCAGAUACAUUCGUAGAUGAUAUAGUUAGUGGGUCUCAUUGUCUUGAUUCUGCUCAGCAAUUGCAGCAAAAUCUGGUUGCCAUUCUCUCUCAAGGCGGUUUCGAUUUGCGCAAGUGGUCAAGCAACUCAAAGGAGUUCUUGGAAUCUUUCACCUCCGAUCAUUGCGAGCCACCAUACCGUUUCGAGGAGCAUGGUGACAACAUCUUCAAAAUUCUGGGCAUCGAAUGGAACGCAAAAACGGAUAGCUUCAUCUAUCAUGUCUCAAACAUGAGUAAUGUCAUGACCAUGCGUGGCGUUUUGUCUAACAUCGCGAGACUUUACGAUCCAUGUGGAUUUUUAGCUCCUGUCACUUUCUACGCCAAGCACCUUAUGCAACAGCUGUGGUCAACACAAAAGAGUUGGGACGAUCCACUUCCCCCUGCUAUACAAAAAUCUUGGUCGGAAUUAAUAGCAGAUUUUCCUCAUCUUAAUAAAGUAUCUAUAUCACGUUACGUUAUCACUGAUCAACCGUUUGUAUGUCAAUUGCACGGUUUCAGUGAUGCGUCCGAGCGCGGGUAUGCCGCUUGCAUCUAUCUGCGUAUUCAAAAUACUCAUGGUAAUUAUGUUAAAUUAUUACUUGCAAAAUCACGGGUAGCACCACUCAAACAAAAACUAACUAUUCCCAAAUUGGAAUUAAACGGUGCACUUUUACUCAUUCGCUUAACCAAACACGUGUUUGACAUUUUAAAUGUCAAAAUGUCAAUCACUACUGUCAUUGCUUGGUGUGAUUCGAACAUAGUCCUAUCGUGGCUUAAAACUUCACCUCACAAACUUCAAACUUAUGAAGGGAACCGUGUAUCCCAAAUCCAAAAUUUAUUUUCCAAUGUCACGUGGAAACACGUACCGUCCAUGAUGAAUCCAGCUGAUUCAGCUAGUCGAGGCCUUACUCCUACUGAAUUAGUUGAUCAUCCCCUAUGGUGGUGUCCAUCAUGGCUUGAAAUGGACGUUUCAACAUGGCCUAAUGAAUUAUCAGAACUUAGCGAAGCCGACUUGCCUGGUGUACGGUCCUCCUAUCCUGCAGCUUAUGUCACGCAUACUAUUACGGAGCCUCCUUUUCUCACCAAGUACAGCUCGUUUACCAAGUUACGAUGUAUAGUAGCUUGGUGCAAACGUUUCUGUCACAAUCUACGCAAGCCUUCACAACGAAGAACUGGACCAAUUAGUGUGGCCGAGUUGAUUGAUAGCACUCACACUAUCAUUCGAUUGGUUCAGUCUUCGGAAUUCUCUGAAACAAUUAAAAGGCUACAGGAAAACAAAUCUAUUAAAGAGUUGUCUACUGAAGCGUUUCUUGCAUGCUUCGAUCGGUUUGUUUCUCGUAGGGGACUUCCUAGCGACGUGUUUAGCGAUUGCGGUACCAAUUUUGUUGGUGCUCGGAAUUAUCUAAAAGAUGUUACGCAACAUAUUAUAAAUUCUCAUGAGGAAAUCCAUAAAUAUUUAGCUCAUCAACAAAUAGUUUGGCAUUUGAAUCCUCCCGCCAGUCCACACAUGGGUGGUUUAUGGGAGAGUGCUGUUCGCUCUGCCAAAUUAAUCAUUACUCGUGUAAUUGGCGAUCGCUCACUGGUCUACGAAGAAUUAGCUACCAUCUUCACUAAAGUAGAGGCUGCUCUAAAUUCACGUCCUUUAGUACCUAUGACAAAUGAUCCAAAUGACCUGGACGUUUUAACUCCUGGCCAUUUUAUCAUCGGUAAACCUCUUCAGGCAUUACCUGAAGAAAAAAUAAUAGAAUCAAAUCUUCUCAAGCGUUGGCAGUUAGUACGGCAAAUAACUCAGCAUUUUUGGAAGCGUUGGCAAUCCGAAUAUCUUCAUACAUUACAACAGCGACCCAAAUGGCUUGCUAAACUACCUAACGUUCAAGUAGGCGAUUUGGUUUUGCUGAAAGAUCCCGGUUUGCCACCAUUUCGUUGGAAAAUUGCUAGGGUAACUAAAAUUUGUCCAGGUUCUGACGGUACUGUUAGGGUGGUAGAGUUGAAAACUUCUACUGGUAUGUUACUUCGACCAGUAGUCAAGAUUUGUCCAUUAUUACCUUGUGCCUAA